CGGCGCGCCACACGGGCUGCUUGUGCAAUGAACGCCAUUGGGUGCCGAUGAUUUUGAAGGCUUUUUCUUUUAGGGUGCCAUGGAGACCGCGACACUGCUCCCAGAGUACUAUUGGUACCAUCUUCAAAUUGUCUGACCGUGUGGCAGAGACAAUCGAGGUGAGGCAAGGAGACCUACUUGACUCAGGAUCUUAUGAUGCUAUCAUCAAUUCUGCAAAUGAGACGUUAGAAGGUCCGCUUUUUCCAUAUUUCCCCAUUGGUGCUGAAUGUGAGAGUGGUGACGUUUUCUACCAGGAGGACGUCGUGGAUGGCCAAAUCCACAAGGCUGGAGGUCCUGCCUUGAGCAGGCUCUGCCGGAAGCUGCCCGAGCUGCCACCCAAUGAUGACCCAGAAGCGCCGUAUCCAAGUGCAUACACUCAACGUUGUGAGAUUGGGGGUGCUCGUUUGACAGAGGUCCCCGACAAGAGCCACUUGGCAUCACGAUGCCGCUUCAUAGUGCAUGCUGUUGCACCAAUCUGGGCAGGCGAUUUAGACCCACAGGAACAAGCCAGACGCUUGAGCCUGUUGAGGAAGGCAUAUGAAUCAGCCUUUGAUGCAGCUGCAAAUGCGCCAGCCCGCGUGGACUGUCUUUGUUCUCCACUUCUUGGUGCUGGAGCAAAGCAGUUCCCCCUGGACUUGGCGGCGUCCUGUGCGGCGGAGGCCGUCAAACGCUCGGGACGUACGACUCUGAAGCGGCUGGUUCUGAUGGAUCUCCGCGCGGAGUGUGUGGAGCAUCUCACGAAGGAGUUCAGCAAAGCUCUCGACGCUUCGUGAAGGGCGAUGCCAGAAGCCGACGAUUCCUGUUUUCGAAUGCAGCGAAAAUACCUUUCCGGCUUUUCGGAAAGAGCGC
This is a messenger RNA of Durusdinium trenchii, 888 nucleotides long. The record is from the annotation of a GenBank genome assembly. NCBI's taxonomy places the organism in Eukaryota, Dinophyceae, Suessiales, Symbiodiniaceae.